Molecule: messenger RNA, 1344 nt
Organism: Hevea brasiliensis (rubber tree)
Lineage: Eukaryota; Viridiplantae; Streptophyta; Magnoliopsida; Malpighiales; Euphorbiaceae
Exons: 3
Coding region: 149-1168 (339 amino acids)
Source: RefSeq, a predicted model, not a curated record
CACACCUCUACUUUUUAUUCUACCAGAUUAGUCUCUUUUUUUCCUUGGAUAAAAGAAUCCUUUAUAUGUUCACAAGAUUGGAGUAAGAAUAGCUACCACAGGAACCAACACAGAAGAAGAGAAUACCUCGCAUGCAGGAUCAAAGGCCAUGGUGGAAGGUCAACACCAAAAAUCCCUUUUUGCAUCUGUAGCCAAAUCCCCAACAGACAGUGGCAGGCCAAGCAGUAUGGUUGUGAAGAAAGCACAUACCUUAAUUCCUGCAUACGUUGUAGCAGAAGCCAUAUCAACAAUUCAAGGUCUUGACCUCAGAUGGUCAGGUCCGAUAACUCCAUCAGAAAUGCAAUAUGUUGAGCAAUAUGUCUUGGCAAAGUACCCCCAAUAUGCUGGUCUUCUUGUUGGAGAAAAAAUAGAUCUCUCUACUCUUUGUAUCAAUGAAGAGGCUUCAGAGGCUGCACCUGAUGACAAGAAAAAAUCGCCAAGGAGUAGUUUCAGAGAGGUUUCCUCACCAUCCCUUGGAGGCAAUCUCCCUGAUUUGGGUAGAGCACAAUUGGAGCCGUCAAGGCUUCUUGAUAUCCUCACCAAGAAAUCCUCAUUUCCAGGGAGCUUUAUCUCAAUACCAGAAAUCCAAGCUCAAAACAAAGUUUUGAAGCACUGUGGGUUACCUGAUGAUGAGUAUCUUGUUCUCUUCACUCCAAACUACAAGGAUGCAAUGAUGUUAGUAGGUGAGAGCUACCCUUUCUUCAGAGGAAACUUCUACAUGUCCACUAUUGCAGAAGAAAUGGAUUACAUAAGGGAAUUUGCCACAUACAAGGAAUCAAAAAUGAUCUUGGCACCUGAGACUUGGUUGGAUUUGAGGAUCAAAGGAUCACAGCUUAGCCAAUAUUUCAGGAGGAAGAACAAGCACAGCCCAAAAGGGUUAUUCUCUUAUCCAGCUGAUGUGAAUGGGACCCGCUACUCAAUGCAUUGGGUUUCAGAAGCUCAUCGGAACUCAUGGCAUGUUCUGCUAGAUGCAACUGCACUGGUCAUGGGGAAGGAUAGUAUGAACCUUGCGCUCCACAGGCCUGACUUUGUGCUGGGCAGUCCUGACAAUGCACAGGCUAAUCCUUCAAACAUCACUUGCCUUCUUGUAAGGAAGAAAUCUUUUGAUAAUUCAACAACUUCAUCUUAGUCCAAUGAGUAAGAAGAGUUGAUCGGCAUGUGAAUAUUGAAAAUGUGUAAAUUGGUUUAACAUGUAUACAUCCCUGCACCCUCGUAUUAUAAAACCAGUAAUUGAAUUUGGUUAAUUGUAACCUCACACAGAAUAAUCAUUCCAUGGAAUGAAAUUUGAUUGGAUUAUGAUGAAAA